AUGCAGUCUAGUAAUAUCUAUCUAUUUGUCUAUCUAGCUCAAUCUACUUAUAUCUAUCUACCACAGUCAAGUUUAUCUAUCUAUCUAUCUACUACAGUCAAGUUUAUCUAUCUAUCUAUCUAUCUAUCUAUCUAUCUAUCUACUACAGUCUAUCUAAUAUCUAUCGAUCAUACUAGAAUCAUAUCUAUCUAUCUAUCUAUCUAUCUACAGUCUAUAGAAUCAUAUCUAUCUAUCUAUCUAUCUAUCUAUCUAUCUAUCUAUCACAAUCUAGAUCUACCUACCUAUCUACCACUUCUAGUGAUAUCUAUCUAUCUAUCUAUCUGUCUAUCACUUCAUAUCUAUCUAUCUAUCUAUCUAUCACUGUCUAUUGAUAUCUAUCUAUCUAUCUAUCUAUCUAUCUAUCUAACACUGUCUAGUCAUAUCUAUCUAUCUAUCUAUCUAUCUAUCUAUCUAUUGAUAUCUAUCUAUCUAUCUAUCUAUCUAUCACUUCAUAUCUAUCUAUCACUGUCUAUUUCUAUCUAUCUAUCUAUCUAUCUAUCUAUCUAUCACUGUCUAGUCAUAUCUAUCUCUUUAUCUAUCUAUCUAUCACACAUGAGACGGUGCUGA
Acanthosepion pharaonis is the source of this 606-nucleotide messenger RNA. Lineage: Eukaryota; Metazoa; Mollusca; Cephalopoda; Sepiida; Sepiidae. The record is from the annotation of a GenBank genome assembly.